Molecule: messenger RNA, 2487 nt
Organism: Aspergillus udagawae
Lineage: Eukaryota; Fungi; Ascomycota; Eurotiomycetes; Eurotiales; Aspergillaceae
Product: C6 transcription factor RegA
Exons: 5
Coding region: 1-2487 (828 amino acids)
Biological process (GO): DNA-templated transcription; regulation of DNA-templated transcription
Molecular function (GO): zinc ion binding; DNA-binding transcription factor activity, RNA polymerase II-specific; DNA binding
Source: RefSeq, a predicted model, not a curated record
AUGAUCACACUACAGUCACAGCCAGAUUUGGUGCCAGAAGGCAACUUGGUGCAUCGAAGCCUGUAUCAGUGCGGAACAUGCUCUCAGUCUUACUCGCGGAUCGACCAUCUGCGCCGCCAUGUUCUUUCGCACACCCAGGAAAAGCCUCACCAAUGCUCUGUGUGUAGUAAGCGUUUUGGCAGAAGUGAUCUGCUGCGACGGCAUUCUGCUCUGCAUAUGAUCACAGGGAGCAAGCAGGCCCUCAAGAAGCGUCCUCGCACUGGCAGCGCGAAUCCCAUCAUCCGGGCUUCUGAAGCAUGCAGUGCGUGUGCAGAAGAUCACCUUAAAUGCGAUGAAGAAAAGCCCUGCGCCCGAUGCCGCAGGCGAAAUAUUGCGUGUGUGGUUCCUUCCAAGUCCACUGAAGGCGUUCAAGUUCGCUUUGCCAACCCGGACAGUCCGGGUGGUGCGGAAGUAAACAGCAACCAUAACUCAGAGAGAAGGGGAGGAGAAACAAAUACACUACCAUCUGCGGGAUCCCAGUCACUCAUCACUCCUCCAAUGGAGAUCCCAGCCUCACAAGAGUCGGACCCUUCGCAGUCGAUCAACUUGGAUAGAAACAGCCAUAUGCCACCGGAUUACGUUCCACCAGGGCUCAGGACCGAUCUCGACCUCAGUGUGGUUGAUCUCGGCUUCCUCGAAUCAUACAAUAGCCACGUCCCGUUCGAGUUCGACGAGCAAGCACCAAGUCUGUCCCUGUCUGGUUCGCCCUACGAGACCCGCGAAACACCGAUACAGAGCAAUCCCCGAGGCGCACGGUCUAUGCAGCGACUGCGAUGGCGCUUCGUUCCGGCUCCUCAAGAUCAUGGCUAUUGCGAACACGAAAACCUGUUACUACCCAAUGAAGCGACUGGCGCAUCCACCCUGACUCCCCAGAGUCUAGAAGACGUAAACAACCAAUCGACAACGGACCAGAGUCUCGAUCUUCACUCUCGUGAUAAGAUCCUGGGCAUUGUUCUCAGCCAGAUUAAACAGCCUAUCUCGGCGGUUCUGUCAUCCUUUCCGUCGGUCCAGCUUCUCGACAGCUUGAUCCGAUAUUACCUGACCGCCCCAUUCUCUACCGCAAGCUCUUGGAUCCAUCGGGGCACCUUUUGCCCCCAACAGGUGUGUCCAGAGCUGCUUCUCGCCAUGGAAGCAGCUGGGGCCGUCUUGACACCGGAUCCAUCGCUACGCAAACUAGGAUUUGCCAUGCAGGAAGUCGUCCGGUUGCAGCUGCCUUCGGUGUUUGAGGGGAACAACACUACCAUCCGUGACCUUCACCUACAUCAAGCAUACUUGCUAUACCUAGAAAUUGGUCUUUGGAGUGGCAAUAGCCGAAAAAUCGAGAUCUCAGAGGCCUUCCGCCAACCUCUGCUGACCAUGGCUCGUCGCGGCGGCAACUUUCACCACUCAGCCUAUCCGCCCCUGCCAGCGCGGUUGGAAGAGUCUGGUCAGAGCUUGGAAGAUACAUGGCGUGCCUGGGCGUACAAAGAAGCAUACAAGAGGCUUGUGUACCGCUUGUUUCGACUGGAAGCUCAAGUGUCCAUGGCUCUCUUCACCGGCCCGUUGAUUACCUAUACCGAAAUGGGCCCUCCUCUACCUGCCCCGUCGUAUCUCUGGGAAGCGAAUUCCGCGUCUCAAUGGAUGGAAACCUAUCAUUCAUCUCCUCUGCCCUCUACAGGUCGAAUUCGCACGCUCAGCGAUCGUCGGGUUGCGGACAUCCGUCUUGCCUGUGGCACCGUCAUGCACUGUAUAUGGGGCCUCGUAUGGGAGUACCGCCAGCUAAGCUCUCUUCUGAACGGAUACAGCCGCUACAGGGAUAAUGAUCUGCUCAUGGCCGCUCGGCAUGGACAGCUUAGCAGGAUACUUGAAUGUUUUCGAAUGGGAUACCGCGACGAAGUCCCGGUGCAGCUGCACUUUAUCGUGAUGCACACGUACACGUCACUGGAGGAGGUUGAGACAUUGGCUACCUCGGACGAUGCUAGCCGCGCCUGGGACCAACCUGCUCUUAGUGACUGGUUCAAGAGCGAACAUUCCCGACACGCCAUAUGGCAUGCGGGCCAGGUCGUUCGAGGUAUCAAAGCUCUUCCGUUGCAAGCUCUACGCGAUUUCAUGGCGAUUGCGCUAUAUCAUGCUAGUCUAACUUUAUGGGCCUACGGUGUGGUAUUCUGCCAUAGCAUGGAUAAUCAUGGUCAGCAGCUGGCGGGUCCAGCACUGCAGCACAAAAUCUGGCUAGAUGGGCUAGAGAGUGAGGAUAUACAGCGUUUUAUCACUCUGCAACGCGGAAUACCAGUCCUGCAGGGCCUUGGUCAUGCAGAAGAGACAGUUUUUGUCGGUGGUCCCCAGGCAGUUCUGGAGACGAUGAUCAAAGUCAUGCAGCAGAAUCACCACCUUGAAACUUCCACACAGACCCCGCCACUGGUGGAUAACUUGGUCCAUCUUCUCGAGAAGUUGCGAUAUGCCAGCAAAUAA